AUGGAUGGUUCUUGCAAUAUCGUCGUGGUUGUUUUUCUUUGGUUACUUACCUUAUCCAAUGUUGAUUUAUGCAUUUGCAGAACAUCUUAUAAGGUUCAAUGCCUUCCAAGUGAGCGAGAUGCCUUACUUAAGAUGAAGAGUCAUCUCUCAGAUCCUUCAAAUAGGCUCGCCUCUUGGUCUCUCCAUGCAAAUUGCUGCAGCUGGGCUUCAGUUGUUUGGCACAACAUCACAGGCCAUGUUCUUGAGCUCCAUCUCACGACUCCACCUCCUUCACAGUUCAAUGGCGAUCUAUUUUACGGGACAUUAAUGUUUGGUGGUCAGGUACAUUCUUCUUUGCUUGACCUGAAACAUUUGGAUUAUUUGGAUUUGAGCAAUAAUGAUUUUGGAGGUAUGCACAUUCCUGGUUUUCUUGGCUCAAUGACAAGCUUGACGUAUCUUAACCUCUCUAAUGCUGGGUUUGGUGGAAGCAUUCCUCUUCAAUUUUGGAAUCUUUCCAAUCUGAUCUAUCUUGACCUUGGGAGCAAUCAUUUGGAAGGAAGCAUUCCUCAUCAAAUUGGAAAACUCUCCAAUUUACAAUAUCUUGCUCUCGGAGGUAAUGAAUUUAACGGAAGCAUUCCCCAUCAAAUUGGAAAUUUCUCCAAUUUGCAAUAUCUUGAUCUUGGAGAUAAUCAGUUUAGUGGAAGAACCCCCCAUCAAAUUGGAAACCUCUCAAAUCUAAUCAAUCUUCAUCUCGGAUUUGUUGAAAACCUUCAAUGGAUUGCAGCUCUUUCUUCUCUUCAGCAUCUUGAGCUGAGUUCUUUAAACCUAUCCAACACCUUUGAUUGGUUUCAGGUUCUACAUUCACUUCCUUCCCUGAGAGAGUUGCACUUGUUAGAAUGUGAUUUCAACCAUCAUUUUGAACCAUCCAUCAUAAACUUUUCAUCUCUAGCUGUCCUUCACCUUUCUGAUUCUUAUUUUCACACUUCAUUGAUUCCAAAUUGGGUAUUUCAACUGAAAAGAUUGGUUCAUCUUCAAUUAAACAAUAACAGUUUUCAAGGUCCCAUCCCAGUUGGUAUUCAAAACUUAACUCUCCUUCAGCAUCUUGAUUUAUCUGACAAUCAGUUCAACUCUUAUAUUCCUGAUUGGUUGUACAGUUUUAGUCAUCUAAAGUCCCUUAUUCUCUCUCAAAACUACUUGGUUGGCACAAUUUCUAUGAAUGUUGGAAACUUGACUUCUCUUGUUACUCUUGAUUUACAUGAAAAUUAUUUAGAAGGUUCGAUUCCAAUUUCUGUGGGAAAUCUUUGCAACUUGAAAAAACUAGAUAUUUCAGACAUGAAGUGCAACCAGCAAAUUUCUCAAAUAUUAAAAAUUCUUUUAGCAAGAUGUGUUUCCCAUGCACUAGAGAUUUUUCAUAUGAGUGGUUCUCAAUUAUCUGGCCAUCUCAUUGACCAGAUUGGUCUUUUCAAAAAUCUUAUUGCACUUGAUCUUUCUAGCAACUCCAUUCAAGGUCCAAUACCUAACUCACUGGGAAACCUUGCAUCUCUAAAAUAUCUUGAUCUAUUUAGCAAUUCCAUUAAAGGUGCACUUCCUAGCUCAUUUGGAAAUCUAACAUCUUUGAUGUCUCUUACUCUCAAUAGAAAUCAACUUGAAGGAAAUCCUUUUGAAAUUCUGGGAUUACUCUGCAAAUUGAUUUUUCUUAUUUUGGAACAUAAUCUUUUUCAAGGAGUUGUAAAAGAAGCCCACCUUGUGAAUUUUACCCGCUUGCAAAUAUUAUCGGUAGAAAGAAACCAACUCACAUUAAAAGUGGACCCUAAUUGGAAUCCUUCUUUCCAACUUUUGGAGGUGUUAGCUUUGGCUUCUUCGAAUUCAGGUCCCCACUUUCCAUCGUGGAUUCAAUCACUAAAGUAUCUUUCACAUUUGGACAUCUCCGACAACAACAUUUGUGAUUCAAUUCCAACUUGGUUAUGGGGCAUGGUUGGAAAUCUCGAUUAUUUGAAUCUCUCCCACAAUCAUAUCGAAGGAGAGCUUUCGAAUAUGCUAAUAAACACUUUUUCUGAAGGUGCUGUUGAUCUAAACUCAAAUAAGUUACAUGGCCAAUUACCGUAUGUAUCACAAAAUACGGAAUACUUAGACCUCUCAAGCAAUUGGUUUUCAGGAUCCAUUACUCGCUUUUUGUGUCAUAAACAAGAGGAGACAGGGUUACUUUUUCUUAAUUUGGCAUCAAAUAAUUUAUCAGGUAAAGUACCUGAUUGCUGGGCGAGGUGGCCAUAUCUUGAGGUAGUGAACUUAGGAAACAACCAUUUCACUGGAAUCUUACACACAUCCAUGUCCUCCUUGCCAUGGUUGAAAAUGUUGAACCUUCGCAACAAUACUUUUUCUGGAAAUUUUUUGAGUUUUUUGAAGAACAGACGCGACAUUGUUUGCUUGGAUCUAGGAGAGAAUCAAUUUUCAGGAAUGAUUCCAUCUUGGGUUGGACAAAGUUUGUCAAGCUUAAAGAUUCUUGUUCUGAGAUCAAACAAAUUUUUUGGUCCAAUCCCUUAUCAAAUUUGCGACUUGAGUGUCUUACAAAUCUUGGACCUCGCAGAUAACGAGUUGACAGGACAUCUUCCAAAAUGCAUCAACCAUUUGAGUGCCAUGUUGGUAAUAAAUAAUAGUUUAGAGUCACACAUUUCCUUUGACUUAGUAUCUAGUGAUCUAUGGGUAGUUGAACCAUUAUUGCUGAAAGAAAGGGUUUACGAUUACAGCUCCAACCUUGGUCUUGUCACUAGUAUCGACUUCUCAAAUAAUAGAUUAUCUGGAGAGAUACCUACAGAACUUCCAGGACUUAAGGGACUUCAUUUUUUGAACCUUUCAAAUAAUGAUUUUAUUGGCAAAAUUCCUCAAAAUAUUGGCAAUAUGGAAUCACUGGAGACUAUGGACUUCUCAAGAAACCAUCUUACAGGUGAAAUCCCGCCAAGCAUGUCCAAAUUGAGCUUUUUGAGCAUGCUGAACUUGUCUCACAAUAAUUUGACGGGAAAAAUUCCAACAGGAACCCAAAUACAAAGCUUUGAAGCAUCAAGUUUUGUUGGCAAUUAUGAUUUAUGUGGUCCUCCUCUCAACAAUAGUUGUUCAUCAAACAGCUCUAGCAGCAAAGAAGAAGAAGUCCCUCAUGUUAAAGGAAUCAAUUGGUUCUUUGUGAGCAUGGCAUUUGGAUUUAUUGUGGGGUUCUGGAUAGUGGUGGGUCCUUUGCUCUACAGCAGUUCAUGGAGGUAUGCUUAUUUCCAAUUUAUUGAUCGCAUGUGGUAUAAACUGCAAUACAGUUCCUAUCGGUAA
Messenger RNA from Neltuma alba, 3291 nucleotides. Its product is annotated as receptor-like protein EIX2. The record is from RefSeq and is a predicted model, not a curated record. The transcript has a single exon. Bases 1 to 3291 code for a protein of 1096 amino acids. NCBI's taxonomy places the organism in Eukaryota, Viridiplantae, Streptophyta, Magnoliopsida, Fabales, Fabaceae. Gene Ontology annotation, molecular function: protein binding.